Molecule: messenger RNA, 600 nt
Organism: Plasmodium malariae
Lineage: Eukaryota; Apicomplexa; Aconoidasida; Haemosporida; Plasmodiidae
Source: the annotation of a RefSeq genome assembly
AUGUUUAUCCUUGUAACUUGUUUAUGUCACUUUAACAAUGAUGUGAGCUCAUUUAUCAAAUCAUAUGAUGAAGUCUUUAACUUUGGUAAAAAAUCAGAUAUAAGAAAUUAUCGAUCACUGGCAACAUAUAAACAGGAUAAAUAUUCAAAUAAUAUAUAUUUAAAAGAAGAGAUUCCGUAUAAUUGAAUGAAUAAACAAAGAUAUAUAUGUAAUAAUGAUAAAUAUACUCAUGGAAAAAAUAAACAAUUAAAUAGAAAUUCGUUAAAUAAGGGGGGAUUAUAUAUAGAAGUUGUGGAUUAUAAUAAUGGGAUGUUUCAUGGAAAACAUUUCCAUUUUGAAAAAAAAUGGAUUAAAAAGUAAGAUUAUGAUAAUAUUCAUGAAGGUAAUAGGAGAAUUCUUGAUAUUGGUUUAAAAAAAAAAAAAUUUAGAAGUUACGGAUUUGGAGUUGCCAUAUUUUUAAUUUUUAUCUUCUUGGGAAUAGGUAUACCAAUGCUACAAGGAAUAAAGCCUUUAAGUGAAGCAUGGAACAAUAUUACAAUAGUUUCACAUCCAAUCCAGCAUGCUUUGAAAAAAAUUAUUGAGUUCUGGCAAAAGAGUAGA